Cylicostephanus goldi is the source of this 420-nucleotide messenger RNA. The record is from the annotation of a GenBank genome assembly. Lineage: Eukaryota; Metazoa; Nematoda; Chromadorea; Rhabditida; Strongylidae.
AUGCUGCAGGGAGGUGAUUUCACGAAAGGUGACGGAACUGGCGGAAAGUCCAUAUAUGGACCGAAGUUCGAGGAUGAAAACUUCAAGUUAAAACACGUCAUGCCUGGUACGGUGUCCAUGGCUAACUGCGGUCCGAACACGAAUGGCUCACAAUUUUUCAUUUGCACCGAGAAAACGGAUUGGUUGGAUGGAAAACAUGUGGUUUUUGGCCAUGUAGUUGAAGGAAUGAACGUGGUUCGACAAGUAGAACAGCAGGGUACGCCAUCAGGUAAACCACAGAUGGUAGUGAAAAUAGUAGAAUGCGGUGAGCUAGAGCCUGCGCCAGUCGCUGCUGUUGAUAACGAUGCUGAUAAUGAUAUCGGAAGCGUGGACCCGAGUCACAUGGAAGUUGAUAACCCGCCAGAGGAGGUUGCUGCGUAG